AUGGCGGCGGAGCCCGCGGCGGACGACCACGAUCCCCGGCCACCCCUGGCGGAUGGAGCCGCCGCUGCCGGCGGGGGCGACGCCUCCUCGUCCUCGGCGUCGGCGGCGGCGGAGGCGCUGAUGAACGCGGCGUCGGAGCAGCUAACGCUGGUGUACCAGGGCGACGUCUACAUCUUCGACCCCGUCCCGCCCCAAAAGGUUCAGGCUGUUCUUUUAGUACUUGGAGGGUACGAGGUUCCUCCUGGUUUGGUAAACAUGGCUGUUCCUACGGCAAAUGAUGAGAAGAAUACAACUGUGGCUGCUAGAAGGGUUGCUUCCUUAAUGAGAUUCCAUGAGAAGAGAAAGGAAAGAUGUUUCGAUAAAAGGAUUAGAUACAGUGUGCGCAAGGAGGUUGCCCAAAAGAUGAAACGGCGUAAAGGUCAAUUUGCUGGGAGAUCAGAUUUUGGUGAUGGUGCCUCUUCUUCUGCAGCUUGUGUCUCUCCAGCUAACGGCGAGGAUGAUCAUUUUCGAGAAACCCAUUGCCAAAAUUGUGGCAUCAGCUCAAGGCUUACUCCAGCAAUGCGUCGGGGCCCAGCUGGUCCAAGGUCCCUCUGCAACGCUUGCGGCUUAAUGUGGGCAAAUAAGGGUACUCUAAGAAGUCCUCUGAAUGCACCAAAAAUGACUCAGCAGCAUCUUGCCAAUCCAAGUAAAAUGGGAGAUAUUGAUGACAAAAACUCAAUUGUUCUUCCUGUGGAAUAUAAUCAAGCCACAGUCAAAACUGACUCGAUGAUGCCAAAACAGGAGCAGAAACUGGACAUACGCCCGCCCACCGAAGAAGAUAUCAAGGCAGUUUCAUGA
Molecule: messenger RNA, 837 nt
Organism: Miscanthus lutarioriparius
Lineage: Eukaryota; Viridiplantae; Streptophyta; Magnoliopsida; Poales; Poaceae
Source: the annotation of a GenBank genome assembly